AUGUCUUCUCUGCUAGACAAUGUAGUCAGACCUUCUGCUGUCACUUUGCAGCUGUCUGUGGUGCUCGGUGUCAUUUUUGUGCUCCUGAAGGUGGCACAGUUCUACCAGGAGAGGAAGAAACUCACCAAAGCUAUGGAGGCGUUCCCUGGUCCCCCAAAACACUGGUUCUAUGGACACAAUCACCUGAUAGUUGUUGAUAAAAUAUUAUAUCAGCUUGUGUCAUGGGCAGAAGAAUACCCCUAUGCCUUUACCAGAUGGUUAGGACCAGUCGUGCCCACUCUAAUAGUCCACCAUCCUGAAUAUGCCAAAACCAUACUUGGACAAACAGAUAGCAAGCCCAGUGUCCCCUACAAAUUCAUAGUUCCCUGGAUUGGGAAGGGGCUGUUGAUCUCGAGUGGAGCCAAAUGGUUCCAGCACCGGAAGAUGCUUACCCCAGCCUUUCAUUAUGAUGUGCUGAAAUCUUAUGCACCUAUGGUGUCAGAUUCAGUCAAAGUCAUGCUGGAUAAGUGGGAAAAGAAGAGCACAGAGGGUAAGUCAGUAGAGCUCUUUCAAGAUAUUAGCUUGAUGACACUGGACAGCAUCAUGAAAUGUGCCUUCAGUUAUAAUAGCAACUGUCAGACUCAGAGCAACUCAGACUAUUAUAUCAGAGCUGUUUUUGACCUGAGCUACCUUGUGAGUGAGAGAAUCCGGAAUUUAUCUUACAAGGAUGUCUUCUACAACUUGACUCGCAAGGGCCAUGAGUUUCAGGAUGCCUGCAAGGUGGCCCAUAGCCACACAGAUAAGGUAAUAAAAGAAAGAAAGAUGUUGCUCGCCAAUGAGAAGGAACUUGACAAGAUCCAGAAGAAGAGACACCUGGAUUUUCUGGACAUUCUUCUUUGUGCCAAGGAUGCCAAUGGAGUUGGGCUAUCCGAUGAGGAUCUGCGGGCUGAGGUGGACACAUUCAUGUUUGCUGGUCAUGAUACCACGGCCAGUGGUAUCUCCUGGCUCUUCUAUUGUCUGUCAAUACAUCCAGAGCACCAGCAACUGUGCAGGCAGGAGAUCCAGGAGAUUUUGGGAAACCGAGAUACCAUUGAGUGGGAGGACCUUGGGAAGAUGACUUACUCCACAAUGUGCAUCAAAGAGAGCUUGCGCCUGUUCCCACCGGUUCCUGCCGUGUCCCGAUACCUCUCUAAACCUAUCACGUUCUUCGACGGACGCAGCUUGCCAGCGGGCUGCCAGGUUUCCGUGAGCAUUUUUAGCAUUCACAGGAACCGGGAUGUGUGGAAGAACCCUGAGGUUUAUGAUCCCCUGAGGUUUUCUCCAGAGAACUCAACACAGAGGCACUCCCAUGCUUUCCUGCCUUUCUCUGCUGGAUCCAGGAACUGCAUCGGGCAGCAGUUUGCCAUGAACGAGAUGAAGGUGGCUCUGGCCCUGACUCUGCUCCGCUUUGAGCUCUGCCCUGACCCAUCCAGGCCUCCCACACUCAUACCACAGAUGAUCCUCAGGUCCAGCAAUGGGAUCCACCUGCAUUUGAAGAAGAUUCACUGACCCUGUGGGGUACCAUGGUGAGAGGCAAGCACUUUUCAAGGACUAUGCUUCACCCAGGAUUUUAAGAGUGUAACACCAGACUCACCCUGGCCACCUUGGACCUCUCUCACAUUAAUCUCUCUCCAUGCUGCCAGCCAGAGGGGUGUGCUGAGCUCCCUCAGACACACACCAAACUCAGCAGGUCUAGGUCCCAUCUUUGCACAGGGAACAACACUGCCAAGGGGGUUUUGCAACACAUCUGUGUCUCAGCCUCCAUCUCCACGGGCAUCCUGUGUGUCCUACUCAUCUCCUCGCCUCCAACCUACCCUUGAAUACUGCUGGGCAAGACUUUUGUCCCCUGCCUGUAUAUUUUCAGUGUUGCCAGCUUCCUGCUCAGGCACAGGUAUGAACAAUGCCAGUGUGGUUUGCACGGGUGUCUAAAGCCUGGACACUGUCAGAGCAGGAUGUCCCUCCCUUGCCUCCAGCCUGGGUGUACUAGGGCAGGAGGACUUGCUCCUCCCUGCAGCCACAUGACAUCCUCACACACCACCCUCAAAUUAUUUACCCUAAUCCAUCCUGGGGCUGGCACUGUGCCCACCAUUAUGGAGACAAAUUCCAGUGGUUUUUUCUGCCCCAGAAAUGAACUUCCUUGAGCUAAGGGUGCAUAGGCGCAGAGACAUGUCACCAGCUAACCUGGAGAAAGCAUUCACUGCCCUCAAAACAGUCUGUAAUCAGCCUUGUCCUCCUCUUCUCUCUGAAAUGAGAAUAAAGCCCUGUGGAGAUGCUCCCCAGGCAUGUCUGGACCUUCCUUUGCAUUUGGGGACCAUAGGGAUACAGGAUAAGUCCUGACAACCCAGAGGCAAGGCAGAUGGUGCAGCCCUUCGAGUGUUUUCUGAAGCCUCAAGGGCUGGUCCAGCAGCUUUACCUCCCUCCAGCCCCCAAUGAGCCUGAUGAGCCUGUUUCCACCCUUCCCACACCAUAGGUCACCAUUCACUCACCUCUGCCUCCAGGAGUUUCUGUGGUAAAGAAACAACUGAAAUCGUCUGGGGUCAAACAAAGCAUGUGCUGGUGGCAAGAGCAAAACCAGAUUGGGGGAAAAAAAAAGGAAAAAAAAAGUCUGAAGAGGGAUCAUGAGUCCAAUUCAAGUCCUUUUUUUGCUGAUGCUGAGAACUGACCACUCAAUACACGACUGGGAUGCUCAAGGGGUGUGAGUGGGCACUGGCUCUGUGGCCAGACUUGGUUUGGGUGCACAGGGACCACUGCAGUCCCUCACCCCACCACAGGCUAAGAGGGACCAUCUCGGUGAGCUGCCAGGUCCGAGGUGGGAAAUACAUCACUAGGUGGCAGUGAGAGGCCCAGAAAAACCCGGAGUUCUCCCUGGUCCCUGGCAGAAUCCCUUAGGCUUGGCAGGGAGCAUGGCAAGCCCCAGUGGGACAGCUGAUGGGCUCUACCCCUAGAGGCACCCCCAUUGCCAUCACCCUUGACAUCACAAAGCACCCACAGCCGUGCAGGGCAGCAGAGCUGGCACUGCUCCA
This is a messenger RNA of Indicator indicator, 3041 nucleotides long. RefSeq names its product cytochrome P450 4B1-like. Gene Ontology annotation, molecular function: iron ion binding; heme binding; monooxygenase activity. The transcript has 12 exons. The coding region runs from base 1 to 1527 and encodes 508 amino acids. The record is from RefSeq and is a predicted model, not a curated record. NCBI's taxonomy places the organism in Eukaryota, Metazoa, Chordata, Aves, Piciformes, Indicatoridae.